Molecule: messenger RNA, 417 nt
Organism: Haliotis rubra (blacklip abalone)
Lineage: Eukaryota; Metazoa; Mollusca; Gastropoda; Lepetellida; Haliotidae
Exons: 5
Coding region: 1-399 (132 amino acids)
Source: RefSeq, a predicted model, not a curated record
AUGUUGAAAAAAACACAUGGCUCAACAGCGCUAUCUCAUCAAGGGAAUCACUGCCCUUAUGUGGACUUUAUCAAAUGUCCGGAGGGAUGCCUGGUCGCUGACAAGUCCACGAACUGUGUGAAGUGUUCCUGCCCAGUCCCGUCCACGCCUCUACUCAACUGCUUCAAGUGCACUAAGGUGACGAAUCCAGCUACAUGUGCGACAAUUCAACAGUGCGGAAAGCAUGAGCUGUGUCACACACGGACUGUACACACCAACACCGGGGUUUCCUACCAGUUUUCCUGUAUGCUAAGGACGGAAUGUGAGCAUCUGUCGUCUCCCAGCAUCAUCGGAAGACGAGCUACAACGUGUGACCAGUGCUGUACCACGGACCUUUGUAACCAGAAGCUUUGCAAAUAAAGUGUGUAGUUAUCCUUA